Westerdykella ornata is the source of this 313-nucleotide messenger RNA. RefSeq lists its product as uncharacterized. The record is from RefSeq and is a predicted model, not a curated record. Bases 58 to 237 code for a protein of 59 amino acids. Lineage: Eukaryota; Fungi; Ascomycota; Dothideomycetes; Pleosporales; Sporormiaceae. The transcript has a single exon.
GCCUCCUCUUCCAACUGCAUCUUCCGUGUCUUUUCUACCUUGGCCGGCUCCCUCAGAAUGGAGAGAUAUUGCCGCGCUGCUUCGGUUUCGCAUUUUGCCUUCUUUCCAUUGUCUGUCAUCUUGCCCGGCUUCAAAGUCAGAAUGAAGAGACUCUUGGGAAAAGGUCUUACGAGGCAUCAAUUGAUGACCGCAUCCAAGUUAUAUCUGCCUGCGGUCUGUUUGCUUUGUGCCGUAUGACCGUCUUUAUAUACUGAUCAUCAACAAACCUCAGUGACUAGGUAAUGCCACAAGGUUCUGGUAUGCCACGUAUCGG